AUGAAUCCUCCUGAGCUUAGUGCUAGAAGCAUAUCUUAUGGGUCCUCUUCUGACUACGAGACAUCGAAUAGUAUCAAUCCUACUUCGGAGCUCCCCGCUACCAGCGAGUCUCCCAAGCCCUGUUCAAGCUCGGAUGAGGCUCCGUCCCGCGACACUGGUAACCCGUCUCCUGCACUGGAUUUUGUCCCUGCUACACCCCCAAACCCUGCUGUAAACCCUUCAAUCGAUCCAUCUAUGGAUCCUUCAAGGGACCCUUAUGUGGAUCCCUACCAGCCAUCUAACACCGCAGUUAUGCUAGGGUUCACCCCGUUCGAAGACCCAAAUGUUCUCCCAUCCACAUUCAUGUACCCCGAGGAGACUCCUGACUACAGCGACUUGACCAUUGACCCCAUGGGUGUCUACACCCCCGAGGAGUAUGCACGCAUUCUGGCUUCCGAGCAAGACGUCCUGUGUGAAUUGGCUGACCCCCCUACCGAUACUCUAACGCAUAUGUAUGCCCGGGAAGAAGAGCCGCAUUACACUACACUUGCUGAUGUGGAGCGUAAUUUGACUGAGAUUGAAGCUGUCAAUGCCACCAUAGAUAUUCUACAGCCUGAGUAUUGGGCGGCUAUCGGCCGCCAUAAGCCUGGUCCUCUUCAACCUGGGGCAGUUGAGUCUGACCAAAUCAUCUAUGCUCAAUCCGCCUUUGAAACCUUGCAAUCACUGGCGGAAGCAGACCCAGGCUCAGCCACGAAGCGUGCCCGACACAGUUUAUACAAAACCAAGAGCUCGACACCGGAGCAAUCUACCGCCGUCUCCGCCAGAGCCUCAGCUUCGACCCAGCGCCGUAGCACCUCAUCCAAAACCAAGAGCGCAACCCCUCCGUCUACGUCAACAUGCCGCCGUUCCAAGAAGCAGCCCGUGACGCCUGCGCCCACCUUGGCCUUAUCUCGCCGUCGUUCCAAGACCAAGGUAAAGGCCGAGAUAGCUACCCCAGAGGCCCAGAUCAGCUUUUCCCCACGCCGUCUGCGCAGCUCCUCUAUCAUGCCGAGCUCCAAUGCGAAGAAGAACCCCAAGGGCAACGCAACCCCAGAGUCAUGGGAGACAGCAUCCAUUGCAGACAAGAUGAUGUCGCAGAUGAAGGAGACGAUGUCGAUAUCGUGGAUGGACAUCACCACGGCAUGGAACGAGAAUCGAACUGACACAGAUGACGAGAUGACAUGGCGAGCGCUAAGUAAGCGAUGGGGACGCAUUAAGGAUAAAAUUGGUCCUUGGCCCGGUUUCGAUGAGGCUCUUCUGGAUACCUUGGGAGGGCUCGAUUCGGAGCUUGAUGACCAGGACUUUGCGCAGAUUGCUGAGGAUGUUUCGACUGAGCUUGGCUGGGAGGUUUCCGGCGCCGCUUGCCAGGUUGGAUAUAGGGCCCUCAAGGAGUCUGGCAAAGUCAACCUGAAAGAUAAAAGGAGGGUUCAAAAGUAA
Messenger RNA from Penicillium digitatum Pd1, 1455 nucleotides. RefSeq lists its product as uncharacterized. The record is from RefSeq and is a predicted model, not a curated record. Lineage: Eukaryota; Fungi; Ascomycota; Eurotiomycetes; Eurotiales; Aspergillaceae.